GCACCAUUCUCAGCCGCCAAGUUGGUUGUUCGGAGAUGCAGACGGCGCUGGUAACGGCGGCGCUUCAGUGUCGACCCGGCCGCCGUCUUUUCGCAGGGCAGAUGCUGAUCCGUAUCGAGGAUCUCAAUUUGCCAAAGCUUGGGGCCCUGGAGCUGCUACGUGGAUUUGUGGACCAGCGCGGACUUCGAAACAGCAAGGACGACACCUGGCUUCGCGGCGAAGGGAUCCAUCUGGUGGCUAGCAGCGCUGCACCAGGGCUUACCGGCCAAGGAGCUGAACCGGGACCUCCAGGCUCCCAGAGUGGGCUCCUGAUGCCUCGCCUGGCACGGCACUUUGUGGAGCUCUUUGUCCCGGAGCCGGCGGAGGAGGAUGUCAAGAAGAUUUUCAUGGAAGUUUCCCGACAGAUAUUGCAGGUAAACGGUGCCGGCGAUGGCCUUGUCGCUGCCUUCUCUGCUCACCAGGAAGGCUCGAGCUCUGCGCGCCGAUACAAAGUCGAGGACGCACUGGCGCUGGCCACCCUCCAUUUGUCGAAGCUGAUGAAGGAUGUCUUGCGACAACAUGCACCUGCGAGGUUGGGCAUAACGAGUCUCAGGGAUGUGGCUCGGCUACUGCAAGGCGUGGCACGAGCAGCCCCGCAUCACUUUACUGAGAAGAUUCAACUGGCAAAGCUUUGGGCACACGAGGCACUGCGGACCUUCGAAGACCGCAUCACAACAGAUGCAGGUCAGCGUCGCUUUCGGGAAGUUCUCUCACAGCAGCUGGAGACCUACUUCGGCAUGGAGCCAGCUUUGGAAGGCCUCUCCUUCCGCUUGGACACGAGCUCGGGGCAAUACGUCGACUCAGACUCCCAG
Messenger RNA from Symbiodinium necroappetens, 851 nucleotides. The record is from the annotation of a GenBank genome assembly. NCBI's taxonomy places the organism in Eukaryota, Dinophyceae, Suessiales, Symbiodiniaceae.